AUGCGCCAGAAGGAGACCAAGCGCUCGCCGCUCGACGCGCUCGCGGGCAAGGGCAAGGCUGUCCCCGGCGCGCCCGACCUGUCCUACUCGCUGGGUGGCGUGGCGGAGGUCGGCGGCGCGGAGGUGGAGCGUGUGCUCGACUCGGUCGAGAUGGACGACCAGGUCGCCGCCAUGCGAGGGCCGUACGCCGGCGCCCGCCGCAUCGCGAUCUGCCGCGGCGUGCGCGUGCUGGCAGCGGCGGUGGUCGAGGUGCACGAGACCACCGCGAGCCUGCCGUCGGUCAUCGAGAUCCCGAUCCUCGCCUCCGCCCGCUCCGAGCGCCGCAAGGGCUUCGGCUCCGUGUUGCACGCCCUCAUCACCGAGCUCGCUGCGUCGGUCGGCGUGCAAGCCAUCCUCGUCUGCGCGACGCCCGAGGCGCGCUCCUUUUGGCUGCGGCAGGGGUACCACACGCUGGCGCACUGCCCUCCGGCUCUCGCCACGGAGCUGCGCGCCGUCAUCAAGAGCGGCGUCAUGAGCGACCCGUUCCGCGAGACGGUCCGCAUGGCGCAGGCGCUGCCGCGAGCGGGCGAGCCAGGCGCUCUCGUCGCCUCCACCCUCCGCGCCGUCGCCUCGCGCUCUGCCAGCAGCCAGAGCAGCCACGGCCUCAGCAGCGCCGAGGCGGCGCGCGCGCUCGGCUACGAGGACCUGAGUGGCUCAGCGGCGGCGCUCUUCCAAGUCGAGGGCCGCAAGCGCGUCCGCGUGCCGUGCGACGCACGAGCGCCGCCCGCCGCUUUGGCCGUGCAGGUUCCGCUGCGGAAGCUGCAGGCGUUCCAACUCGACGCACACGAGGGGGCGGCGGGCGAGGGGCUGGGGGCGGAGGGCCAGCUGCUGCACGGCGAGGUCUCCGGUCCCCGUGGAGAGAGCCGUUGA
Emiliania huxleyi CCMP1516 is the source of this 909-nucleotide messenger RNA. RefSeq lists its product as hypothetical. Bases 1 to 909 code for a protein of 302 amino acids. The transcript has 2 exons. Lineage: Eukaryota; Haptophyta; Isochrysidales; Noelaerhabdaceae. The record is from RefSeq and is a predicted model, not a curated record.